This is a messenger RNA of Sinocyclocheilus anshuiensis, 13134 nucleotides long. RefSeq lists its product as uncharacterized. NCBI's taxonomy places the organism in Eukaryota, Metazoa, Chordata, Actinopteri, Cypriniformes, Cyprinidae. Gene Ontology annotation, molecular function: protein binding. The record is from RefSeq and is a predicted model, not a curated record. The transcript is spliced from 33 exons. The coding region runs from base 125 to 12343 and encodes 4072 amino acids.
UGAAAGAGGCGGCGGCCAUCCCUGAAACAUCGGGGGUAGGCGAAGUGACACAGCAAUUCCCCCGAUGUAUUUUUAAUUCCUCAGUCUCUUCUGUGAGGAAUUGUCUAAUAUAAGUGCAGUCAUCAUGACAUCGGUUUGGAAGAGACUUCAGCGCGCUGGCAAAAGAGCGUCGAAGUUUCAGUUUGCCGCGUCCUUUCAAGAACUCACCGUAGAGUGCACUAAGAAAUGGCAGCCAGACAAACUGCGAGUGGUUUGGACCAGACGAAACAGACGCAUCUGCAGCAAGCUUCAUGGCUGGCAGCCAGGUAUCAAGAACCCAUACAGGGGGACUGUGGUUUGGCAGGUUCCUGAGAGCAUGGACAUCACUGUCACUCUUUUCAAGGAUCCAAAUGCAGAUGAAUUUGAGGACAAAGACUGGACCUUCAUCAUAGAAAAUGAAACAAAGGGCCACCGAAAAGCUUUAGCGUCAGUGGAUGUGAACAUGAAGAAAUACGCGAGCGCGACCCCGACCCAGUUUGACCUGGCACUUACACUAAAGCCUCUGUCUGUGAAAGUGUUGGAUGCCACACUUAAACUCACCUUGUCCUGUGUCUUCCUGAAGGAGGGCAAAGCUACUGAUGAAGACAUGCAAAGUCUGGCGAGUCUGAUGAGUUUGAAGCAGUCUGACAUUGGAAACCUGGAGGACUUCAAUGACAGCGAUGAAGAGGAGGACAAAAGAAUGUGUGCAGCAGUGAAAAUGGCCACAGCAGUAAUAGCUCCUCUUCCUCCAGCUAGGAGAAUACAUGACAAGGCUUGGAGACCUGCUGUAGACACAGGUCCCUCUGACACAGCUCAUUCUGAACCAGAGCGGAUGAGCUGUUCCUUCAUUACGCCUAAUGUUCCUCUCCAGUACCGCCCCCUGUCAUACAGCGCUCUUGACCCUUCUGCCCCACCCCUCUCCACUUCCUAUAUCCAACCCCCCCGUGCUGCCGGCAGUGUCCCGCAGACACGCCCCUCCCCGUACGCCUUCACUGUACCUGCAUUUACACGUGCGCAUCCACCUGCCCUGCCCAAAAUCUUCCAGCCGCCGACCGGCUCAGUUGCUGUAUCUGUCACUCAAAGGCCAUCUGGAGGUCUUGCUAGGUCUGAGUUAUUGGAGAGUAGUCGCUCUGCUGAGGGUGGUGCAGUUCCUCACCAGAGGCCUCUCUCUUUUCUUCCUGGGAUUAGCACACCCUUCUCUCUAUCCUCUGCUCAAUCCUCCUCGUCCCCUCAGCAGACUCCUCUACCUGAUAUAACCCAGAAAGCCAUCCAUUCUGCUGCUCGUAGCAGGACCUGGAGACCUCACAGUUUUCCCUCUUCACACUCCUCCCCUUGUGAUUUCGACCCCUACUCCUUUGAGUUUGGCUCCUCCCCUCAUGGUCCAAUGCCUGUACCUGCACCACGGCCCUCAAAAAUCUAUCGCGCCUCAUUGGCUGAGCCAGGCUCCGCCCUUACAAAACCUACGAGCAUGCCCUCUGCCACUGAGACAGCAUCUUGGCAAAAAGAGUGGAGGCCUCCCAAGCUGCACCCUACUCUGUGUCCUGCUCCCCUCACCUCUGCGGAGCAUAUUAACCAACAGCAUCAUCCAGCCUCAGUGACCUCCUCUCCUCCUGCACAAACCUCUCCUCUAAUGUAUGUCCCCCUUCCUGCAAUGUCUUCAUCCCGUGUGCUUCCUCAACCAAUGGACACCUCUACCAUUACUCUCAAUCCUGCUGUAACAUCUCCCAGUGUGGCUCCUUCCUCUGAGAUGCCCAGCGUUCAGUCAGUCUCUACUUCUUGCUCUCAAACCCUGUCAGCUGCCAUCCGUUCUCCUGCUGCAGCAUCACUGGUUUCUCCCUCCAUUGCUCCUGCUGCUUCAUUUAGUUCUCAGUCCAUCCCUUAUCCAUGUGUUUCUACUCUCCUGUCAUCUCCUCAUCUCACUGUUUCUGAUGCUCCUCUAAGUUCCAUUCCUGAUGUUAGUCCUGUGGUCAAUGCAUCUGUUGUUGCCGAGUCAGAGCCUCUCCCAGAGGUCCAGACGUAUGAAUGGAGACAUCAGGUUGUGCCCACAGUGGUUAGACCUAAUGUGCGCAGGCCAAUAGCCCCUCUUCCUGUAGAUGCCCCUACCUCUCCUUUCUCUUCCUCUCCUUUUAUUCUUUCUUCACCCUCUUCCAUGAUCCCUGACCCCCACAUUUAUACCCAAACUUCCACUGUAGCCCCUGUUAUUGCCUCCAUUUCAGUCCCUUCCACUGACUCACUCACAGAGCAACACAGACAGUUAAGUGUAUUAGCAGAGGAGGAAUGUCCUAAUACAGUGUCUUCUGCUGAUGAGGAUGCAGAUGUUAAGCCAACAGAUGUUCAUCAAACCUAUGAACCCCACCCUCGCAGAGCCGGAGUCAUCAGUAUAGCCAACCAAAGACCAAACAGCAGUAUGGACAAGCAACAGCCUGUUUUUGGACUUGAGGUUUUGCGGCCUGCAAAAGGACCAGAGAGUAUGACCUCUCUGCUGCCCAGUGACCAGAAGUCACCUUCUGUCACUGGUGUCACACAUUUUGAGGUGUCAAAAUCAGAGCUGUCUGAUACAGAUAGAGUACCCACCCACGCAGCCCUCGAAACUGUCGCAGAACCUGCUGCAGCCUCUACAUUCUCCGGCCCAUUAACUGAGGUCCAGAUCAAUCAAUCCGAGAAUUCACAGAGCUCUGCUGAGGUGGCCAUAUUACACUCAGCUGCACAUGAGCAGACAGAAGAUGAGAUGAUUCCUCAUAAAGACAAGGCAGAGCCCUUUCGAAGUAGCGUUCAACUAGCAGAAAUACAAGUGCAAAAGGCCAGCCCAAAAUCUGUUCCACAGCUGUUCUCAAAUACAGAAAUGUCCCAGUCAGAUCACACUGAUGAAGGCACCAAAAGCAUGGCCGCUUUGCUGCCCUCUUGCCCAAAAGAGUCCCAUUCUCCUUGGUCGUCAUCGAUAUUAGCUGACAACAUAACUGAGAAUCAAAUAGGAGACGUUUUUGUAGACCAACUACCUAGGAUGAACCAGGAAGUCUGUGCUCUCCCUGUUUGCAAGAAAGCACAUGAAGGAGAAGAACCCAAUGUUGACAGUUCUCCAUCUGUUCCCAACAUGAUAUAUCUUCUUCCAGCCUGUCCGAGAACUGCUUUUGCACCUGGGAUGCCAUCUAUUACCUUUCAAGACACAAAGUGGCCUUGGGACGAGUCUGUGAAGAUCCUGAAAGAGUACAUUCAAAAGGAGAAACCAGAAAGACUUAUUGAAGAUAUGGAUUGCUCAUUGUAUAACCAAAGCACAGUAGAAAAUAUGGUGUCCUUACAGUUAACUUGUCCAAGAACUGCCAGCAUCCCAGGAUUCCCAUCUUUGCCGUUCUGUAUGGUCAAUCUCCUUCCAUUAUGUCCAGAUGUCUCUGUAGUUCCAGGUUUACCUUCAAGAUCUCCAAUCAUUUGCACAGAUGAAACCUGGCCUAAAGAGAAUUUAAUAUUUUAUUUUAGGGAAAUCAAGCAACAGAUUUCGCCAAUGUCCUUAACAAAGGUGGAUUUUGAAACUGCAAGAAAGAUGGUUGCAUUGAAGUCAUCUUGCUCAGCAGCACCCAAGGCUCCAGGAUUUCCAUCUGCUCCAAAACCAGCUGCACCAAGUAUGGUCAGGAUUUCACCAUGUUGUCCAAAAGUUUCCUGCAUUGCUGGAUUUCCAUCUGCAAAAGUACUUGCCAGUCAAAAUGUCUUCCAACCGUGGCCAUCCAACAAUCAAUCAUCUGUGAUAAUAGCACAAAGGAACCAGUCCAGUUUGCCUCAAGUUGUAAAUAUAUUGAAAGAGGACCAGUUAACAGGGAUGGUGAGCUUGGUACCAUCUUGCCCGAGAAAAGCAAGGACUCCUGGAUUUCCUUCGUCACUGUGGCUCAUCCCUGAAACACAAAUAACGUCUGGUACUCUAUCAAUAUGCCCAUGGACAGCUAAAACGCCAGGCGUUCCCUCUUUAGUCCCAAGCGAAAUUGAUAAGGAUUUCAUAGAUAAUUGGCCCUUUAAGGAGAAAGCUUUUUGUAUGAGGUGUCCGCCAAUGUACACAUCUGACAAGUUAGACAUUGCUCAUCAGGACAAAGAGAGUUUUAAAGGAAUGUAUUCUAUUUUGCCAAGUUGUCCAGUGAAAGCAAGUGUUCCUGGCUUUCCAUCUGCACCAAAACCCAAAUUAAUGGUUUAUCUUUUCCAUUCUUGCCCAACAGUCUCAAAUGUACCUGGGAUGCUAUCAAGCAUAAUAUCUGAAGAGAAAUUACAGUGGCCUGUAAAUGAAAUGCCACUAUGGGUUAAACAAUUAAUCAGAAAGUGUCAGUCCAUACAUGCUGUUCCAACUAAGUACAGAGAAAUAAAGGAUAACGCCAUCAAGGAAAUGGUAGCUAUGCGCCCAACUUGUGCAAUCAGUGCUAAAUUGCCUGGCUUCCCAUCUGCUCCGAGAAAAAAAACUGAGAAGAAAGCACCAGAUAUGGUCUCCCUCAUGCCAUGUUGUCCACAUUUUACAAAGGUAUUAGGUAUGCCAUCUGUUGAGUUGGGAAAUGAAGCAUUAGAUUCAAGUGCAUGGCCUCUGGAUGCAAAGCAACUGUACAAGAGGACCUCAAAGGAUGAGUCCGACAUGGUGUGUUCUUCCUUAAUAAACUUGAAUCAAACAUAUGACGACCAUCUGAAUUUUCACAUAGAAGACAUCGCUAUGAUUAUGCCAGCCUGUGCAAAGCAGUCCAAUGUCCCUGGCUUUCCAUCCACAUAUUCAGAAUCUCCACAUAUUCUUUGUCAUGCAAAUAAUAGCCGGAAGUCACCAGAAGAUGUUGGCCGUAAAAAAGAAACUUCAGCUGUGCUUGGUUCAGCAGACACGGAGAUAGACCUGUCCAGUGCAAACAAUUCUGACAAUAGUUUUACAUUAGAGAAGACCAAGGACAAUGUGAACUUUUGGGCAAGAUGUGAGGAAGGAAAAAAGGGAAUUCUGGAGAGGGGGAAAAUGCAUUGCAGAAUGUGGCACUCCAUACCAGACAUGCCACUAUUACUGACUGUUGAGGAGAGAUGUCAAAGCAUAUGUGCUCAGAUUCCACCUUCUGAGAAUUACAGAGACCCUCUGAUUGAAAACGAUGACGUGGAUCAAGGUGUAUUAUGGGCAUCGCAAGACAGACCAGAACAGUUUGCUGAAGGUUUUAAGAAAGAAGAAGAGACUACAGAGGAUCCUAAUAGUCUGGUCCUUUUAACAGCUGAAGAUCGGCCUACAGGAGUGCAAAAAGAGUGUGUCCCAAACAUGGUAGAUCUUCUUCCAUCAUGUCCACCGUUCUCGAGAAUUUUUGGAUGUCCAUCAACAGCGCUGUCUAGCAUAUGCAAAACAGACAUUAUCAACUGGCCUACUGAUUUGAGUAUAAUUUGGGAUGAGCCACAUAAAUCAACAAAAAAUAUUUUGUUAAUGCCAGACUUGGAAAAAUCCCCCUAUGAGGCAAAUAUGGUGUCCCUGUCUUGCACAUGUCCAAAUAAAACAAGAAUUCCCGGCUUUCCAUCUGCUAAGAGACCCACAGAGGCCCCAUGUAUGUCUUUUCCAGAAGCAUCCAUUGUUGUUGACACUUCUUCACAGACCCCAAUUCCAGAGGAAAAGCAUCAUGAGGAGUGGCUGAGCAUGGAAACAUCAUUAUUCGAAGAACAUCCUAAAACAAAGCCAAUUUUACACAUUGAAAGCCCAAUUGAGUAUUCAGAGAUGCCUGUAAUGAUGGUGGCCACAGUUCCAUCUUCAAAACUUGUUCCUGAUUUCACAUCUGCACCAAAGAGUGAAGAAAUACUUAUUCAAUCAUGUGAAAAAUUAAGUCUUCAAGAGUCUACAUUUGCUGAGUCAGAACUGAGGGAUGAUUCCAAGCCUGCAGUUCCAUCUUCAAAACUUGUUCCUGAUUUCACAUCUGCACCAAAGAGUGAAGAAAUACUUAUUCAAUCAUGUGAAAAAUUAAGUCUUCAAGAGUCUACAUUUGCUGAGUCAGAACUGAGGGAUGAUUCCAAGCCUGCAAAUGAGAUGUUGACCUUUGUAUCUGAAAAUGCUGCACAAAUGCCAGAUUCUAUCCCUGAACCCCAAGCAGAGCCAAAUAUGUUGGAGCUCCUUCCAUCCUGUCCAGUGCUUUCUAGAAUCCCUGGAUGUCCUUCUCUAAGGGUCUAUGAAGGCAUGGAGUGCACUGGUGAUCAAACAAUAAUCUUUUGCAAUUUAUUGAAAGAUAGACAGACUGGUAUUUUUGACCCCAUUAAAGAUGAAAAAGACUCCCAGAUUAUAGCUCUGGCACCAACAUGCCCGAAAGCAUCAUGUAUUCCAGGCUUUCCAUCUAGACCACAUCGUAAAUCACAGAUGGAACCAAACAUGCAAAACAUUUGUCUCUCUUGCCCAAAGAUUUCAUAUAUAGGUGGUUGUCCGAGCAUCCAGACCCCUAAGAUGUCCAAUUGGCCUUUGAGUACAGUCAUUUUGUGGUCAAAUCCAUUAAAGAAACCCCCUGUUGUUUUGGACAUGGACAAGAUAUGCAAAGAAAACAGUCAUAGAAUGUUUGCUUUGGCACCUACAUGUCCAUCAGUGGUCUGUGUUCCAGGUUUUCCAGCUGUGCCCGAAUCAAUAAUGUUACGCAUGCUUCCCACUUGCCCGGAGAAGUCUAAUGUUAUAGGAUUUUCUUCUAAAAGAGAUCAUUUAGAUUGGUCUGUUGAAAAGGAAACAUUGUGCAAUGUAUCUUUUAAAAAGCAACCUGUUGUUCUUAUUGACAGAGUAGAUUGGCUCAGUGAAUUAACUAAAAUGAUGUUUGCAUUGGCUCCAACCUGUCCACCAAUGGCAAGAAUACCAGGAUUCCCAUAUGCACCUAAGCGCAAAGCUACACUUCCUCUCAGUAUGGUUGAUCUUCAUCAGUGCAUUCUAAAGACUUCAAGAAUCAUGGGAUUCUCAUCAAGUGACAGAAUAAACACAGGAACAAGGUUUGAAGAUGAAACGCCCCUGUUGGAGAAGCCGCUGAGACCAAGAUCAGAGCUGCUUGUCCAGUUUAAUUUCGCAACUCCGUAUGAAGAAAUAGACAAAUAUAUUUUGCAGAGGAUGUUUGCACUAGUACCCACAUGCCCAAGAGAAGCUUGCAUACCUGGUUUCCCCUCUCUACCUCAGGUUAAAGUGGAGGGUUUCUAUCUCCAUAAAGAACCAGAUGUAGUCAGCAUUUUGCACUCUUGUCCAAUGGUUUCUUUUAUUGUAGGUGUUCCUACAGUAAAAUCUGUGCCCAUAAAAGAGUCUCAAGAAAGCAUAUGGUCCACUCAGAAGCCCAUAUGGGUUAAACCUCUUAAAGAAAGACUGGUUUUGUCUUUAAGUUAUACAAAGGAUAAUGAAGAAUAUUCAAAAACCAUGUUCUUGCUUGCUCCUACCUGCCCUAAUAAUGCCAGCAAUUAUGGGUUUCCAUGCUCAGUAAGACUUAAAGAAGAGUGUACAAAAACAACCGUCUUCCCAGCUUCUCCAAAGGCUCCAUUCUCUGCAACCGAUGAAACAGAUCUCAGUAACCUGUUCACUGAAGUGCCAUGUUCCCCAGUUGAAACAAGGCUUCCUGAUUUCCCAGAUACAUAUGCAAUUUCUCCAUCAAGUCCAACCCAAGAACACACCGAAUUUGAAGCCACAUUUACCCAAUACAUAGAAUCAGAAAGAAAUCAAACACUGGAUAUAACAGGGACUGAUAAUUCUAAAGAAAUAGGAAGUUUUCAUGAGAUUCCCUUGGCUGAAGGUAUUGAAAACCAUGAGGAGGAAGAGCAACAUGUCGGGGAGCAGUCUGCAAGUAAAAGUAAUGAUACUGCAGAGUCUGGAGAGACUGCUAUAGCGUUAGGAUGGGAAGUUUUGGAGGCAGAUGAUACUUCCACUGAAAAAGAAGGAUCUUCUGGUCUUGUUAAGACUAUAGUUGAUGUUUUUCACAGAGGUUAUGAGACCGUUGCAGCAAUAUUGCAGCCCUCCAUCUCUGAAUCGGUCAUGGACACGCACACUUUAGAUCCUCUCGACAGUCUUUCAUCCUCUGUGGAUCUCGAGGACAGCAGCACUCGCAUGGCCACUGGAUGCGAUCAUUCAUUGGACGCACUCGCAGAGGCAGCGGAGUCUGAGGUGUUUGAUUCUGCUGAAUCCUACAUGUGGCGUUUGGUUAGUGGUUGUUCAGAAACAUCGCUGUCAUCAAAAGAGACUGAAAGCUGGUUUGUUGAAGAUGAAGAAUUCUGCCUAAUGAGGAAGUGGCCCCCUUUAACGGACGCUGACCUUCAUGAGAUAACUAAAGAGGAGGAGGACAAAACAGAUGUUGACUCUUUGAUACAGGAGUGUACAACUUCUGUUCAAGAGGAAGCUGGUAAUGAGAUUGUGACAGAAUGUAAAAUGUUGAAGGAUGAGCUGUCAGCAACAAAAUUUCCAGAGGACGGGCCACAACAUCAUUUUGUCCAAGAAGUCUCUCUUUUCAUCCAACGGACUAAGGACGAAUUGCUGGAUGAAGAGAAACCACCUAUGUCCUUACUGUCUUCAAAAAAUUCUCAUAACCCAAGAACUGUCACAGAACAGACCAUUUCAUGUUCAAAAGAACUUGUGCCACCUAGAAGGACUAAGAAGCAAGACAUUCUUCAAGAGACAAUUACGUUAUCAACAUCAAUUUCCAAUCCAGCUGAGCCAACUGUGCAGAGCGACAACUUCUGUGUCAUAAAACAAACUGAUAAUUAUUCUCAGAAUACAUCACAUAAUGUACAGCCAGGUAGAGCACUCACUUCAGCUGCGACAGAUAAUGGUACAUCUUUAGAAACAGAUCGCUUGAUGAAUAUACCUGUCCCACUAACAAGUGCUUCUUUUCCUGAAAAUGUGGUAAAAUUAUCCAAAAUUGAGAUUUGUUCACCAGAACCCAAAGAGAACCCAACACCCAAAGAAAUGAUAGCAUCAUGUCAGAGCAACAAUGGAGAAAAUGUUCCCCUAAUGCCUCAAAAUGACACAGUCAAACAAUUACGUGCUCCUCAGAGGCGGAAGAGUAAAGCUCAAACCAGCAAAGGUGAUGAAGCCAGUGGGGAGUUUGAAGAAAAGAGCACGCUGUCUACUGUCAUCACCAAUAUGUCUCAGUCUGAAGACACAAGAAAGACUCAAGCUGGUGAUCAAUUGAAUGUGAAAGAUCAGGUACAACUGGAUUUGAAUGUUCCUGAGGUGUUGGAAGUGAAAAUGCAAAUCAAAUGCACUGAUCUUCCAGUUCCAAUGCCACGUGUGAAGAAACGUCUCAGUGGAUCUUUUACAGAUUAUAUUCCUUCUCCUUCAUCCACCCCUCUAUCUGAAGCAGAUCCCGAUAACAUUGUUCUUCAAACAGAAGACCAUCAAGAUUCAAGUCUGCCAGUCCCAAUGCCACGUUCAAAAAAACGUCUCAGUGGUUCUUUUCCAGAUGAUCUUCCAGCUCCUUCAUCAACCCCUCCAUCUCAAGCAGAUUCAGACAACAUUUUUCUCCAAACAGAAGACCAUCAAGAUUCAAGUCUUCCAGUCCCUGUGCCACGUGUGAGGAAACGUCUCAGUGGAUCUUUUACAGAUGAUCUUCCAACCCCUUCAGCCACUCUUCCAUCUCAAGCAGAUUCAGACAACAUUUUUCUCCAAACAGAAGACCAUCAAGAUUCAAGUAUUCCAGUCCCUGUGCCACGUACGAAGAAACGUCUCAGUGGUUCUUUUGCAGAUGAUCUUCCAACCCCUUCAUCCACUCUUCCAUCUCAAGCAGUUUCAGACAACAUUUUUAAGAAAACAGACGACCAUCAAGAUUCAAGUCUGCCAGUCCCAAUGCCACGUUCAAAAAAACGUCUCAGUGGUUCUUUUCCAGAUGAUCUUCCAGCUCCUUCAUCCAGCCCUUCCUCUCAAGCAGAUUCAGACAUUUUUCUCCAAACAGAAGACCAUCAAGAUUCAAGUCUUCCAGUCCCUGUGCCACGUAUGAAGAAACAUCUCAGUGGUUCUUUUCCAGAUGAUCUUCCAACCCCUUCAUCCACUCUUCCAUCUCAAGCAGGUUCAGAUAACAUUUUUAACAAAACAGAAGACCAUCAAAAUUCAAGUAUUCCAGUUCCUGUGCCACGUGUGGAGAAACGUCUCAGUGGUUCUUUUCCAGAUUUUCUUCUAGCUCCUUCAUCAACUCCUCCAUCUCAAGCAGGUUCAGACAACAUUGUUCUCCAAAAAGAAGACCAUCAAGAUUCAAGUCUGCCAGUGCCAAUGCCACGUGUAAAGAAACGUCUCAGUGGUUCUUUUCCAGAUGAUCUCACUGUUCCCUCAAGUUGUCCACCACCUCCUGUAGAUUUACUUGACAUAGGAGUCCUUGAGGGAGGACCAAGUGAAACAAGCAUGACCGUCCCGAUUCCCCGUUCAGAGAAACUCAGUGACAAGUUCACUGAUGAGAACCUUCCAAGCUUACCUCAAGAUUCUUACUCUGCAGUCUCAGAAGAAGGCAAGCUUCCUAUCUCAGAAAAUGAACAAUGUUCUGUUGAAGUGGCUACACAGGUGAGGACAGAAGCAGGGAUAGAGAGUCUUGAGGAUUCCACCACCUCAAGUGCCAAUGAAGUAGAGCUAAACAGAAAAAGCCUGGAUGAGUCUUGUUUAGAACCUGUUGAGCAGAUAGAAACUGAUGUGACAGAUAUCAGUGAAAAACCCAAGACUGGUGCUCCACUUGGUGAGCAUUGUGAGGACAAAGGGGGAACAGAGCAACAAACUGAAAAAUAUCCAAGUGUUGAGGAAGACAUGAAUGCUGUGCAUUCUGGAGAUGCUGAGGUUGUAGAUGGCACAGGUGUUAUCUUAGAUGUGUGUAGACAAGCAGCAGCUGAAGAUUCCUCCAGUCUUCCUGUGCCAAUGCCUCGCGUGAAGAAACGUUUAAGUGCCUCUUUCCCAGAAGACGUCUCCAUUCCCAGUUCCUCAUCAGCCAGUCAAAGUGAGGUUUCAGAAAAGCCCAAUAAUGAGCCCACAGUGCCUGUUUGUAAUAAACGAAGAGCUGCAGCAGAUGCCAUAGACCUUCAGGGAAGUUCCACAGCUCACACAUCACCAACCAGUGAAACAGAGAUUGCGACCUUGGUGAAUUCAAGUCAGUCUCUGUUGGAAUGGUGCCAAAAGGUCACACAAGGUUGCAAAGGCGUCCGGAUAUCAAACUUCAGCACCUCAUGGAGAAACGGCCUCGCUUUCUGUGCCAUCCUGCAUCACUUCCAUCCAGAUAAAGUGAAUUAUGAAAUGCUGGAUCCAUAUGACAUUAAACGCAACAACAAGAAGGCGUUUGAUGGCUUUGCUGAACUGGGCAUCUCUAGGUUGAUAGAGCCCUCUGACAUGGUGCUGCUGGCAGUGCCUGACAGGCUCAUCGUGAUGACGUAUCUCAACCAGAUCCGUACCUAUUUCACGGGCCAGGAGCUCAGUGUCAUACAGAUCGAGAAGAACAGCAGCGAGUCCAGUUACGCUGUUGGUGAGAAGAGGGAGGAAGCCGACCCUGAAGCCGCUGUUCGCUACUGUGCCGAAAGGCUCCAGAGCAGCGGCAUCACUCUAGAGACCAAUGGAAGCUUCCCUGAAAAGGAAGUCAAGGGAGGUGCUGGUGUUUUGGUGCCACCUCCAAGAACAAAGCGAGUGCAGGGCCCAAGUCAGGCUGGAGGAUCAGGGGCCACUCAGCCUCCAGUGGCACCACCCAGAAAGGCUUUUUCUCAUCUCAAGGAUGCAGAUCUUGUUAAAAACCGCAGAUCGAAGCUGCGGGGAGAGUCACUGGAUGAGCCUGAACCACACGAACAGCAGAGUGGUACAGAGGCUGCAUCAGUCCAAGCAGAAAGUGAAGCAGCCAAAGGAGGCUCAGAGUCACAAAAUGUAGAGAAUGUUGAAGAGGCCACUGCAGGAGGGAAUCAGGAUGGCAGCCAAUAUGUACAUAGUGAGAUGCAGGCGCUGGAGGCUGAACAGAAGCAGAUAGAUCGCAGAGCAGACAUUGUGGAGAGGAAACUGAGAAGACUUUUGGAAUCUGGUAGUGAUCGUGUAGAAGAAGAGACACUGAUUCAGGAGUGGUUUACCCUGGUCAACAAGAAGAAUGCUUUGAUCAGGAGACAAGACCAUCUGCAGUCACUACAAGAAGAGCAAGAUUUGGAGAAGAGGUUUGAGCUGCUAAAGAAAGAGCUUCAAGAUUUAAUGGCUGUGGAAGAAUGGAAGAAAACCCAGGCCCAUAAAACCAGAGAGCAGCUGUUGUUGCAGGAGCUGGUGUCUUUAGUCAACCAGAGAGACGAGCUUGUGCAUGAUAUAGACGCCAAAGAGAAAGGGGCUCUUGAAGAGGAUGAGAGGUUGGAGAGAGGACUAGAAAUGAGGCGCAGAAAAUAUGGAAGUCGGAAAGAGAAGUGUGUGUUACAGUGAGGGAUCCUGUGCACCUGCUUUUAUACAGGACCGUCCCCCGUUAAACACUGUGCUGAUGGACUAGUGAGGUGUGUGUGUGGACCAUAUCACAACAAAUGACGAGGAGAUUGUGACUAGAUGAAUUCUCAGUCCUCAUGUUAAAAAGUUUGAGCAGCAUGAAUGCUCAUUUCAGGGUGGAUUAAAAGUGGUCUUCUUUUAGAGACAUUUUUAGUUUCAGAACAUUUGUCUGAAAAAGUGAAAUAGACAGUUGUAAUGGUCAGUUCUUGUUUUACAUUUUCAGUAAAAAUAAUAUACAUGUGGCCUUUGCAGUGUUAUUACCUAAUUUACCUUGUUUGUACAAGUUCAAGAUUAUGUUCUGUUAUGCAACCUAACAAGCAGACAAAACAGCACAAAAGCAUGGGAGAAAAUUAACAUUUUGCACAAAAUUUCUCCAUUAAGGCACCCUUUUAGUUAUGGAUAUCAUUUGCACAAUAUGAUCCCAAUGAUGCUUCUCCAAGUACUGUUACAGUGGUUGCCUGUUCUGUUUGAAGAGCCCUGGUUUAAUGGCCAUGCUCACACAGCAGCAGAAUAGUUGUCAGUCAUGUAUUUGAGUCCUUAAUACGGUUACGUUCACGCACAGUGCGGUUAUUUAGAGUGUUCUGUGCGUGACUAAAAUGCUCCGCUCUCCACCCAAAUAUAAAAGCUGCUGUCAGUUAAUGAUGAUUUGAUGAAUGAACUUGUGGCUCGAUUGAACUCUUGUCGUGUCAGAAAGUGAUAACACUUUCAGUUUUAUGGACGUCGCCAUUUUUGAU